This is a messenger RNA of Hippoglossus stenolepis (Pacific halibut), 2413 nucleotides long. Its product is annotated as RING finger protein 208. The transcript is spliced from 2 exons. The record is from RefSeq and is a predicted model, not a curated record. Gene Ontology annotation, biological process: protein ubiquitination. Gene Ontology annotation, molecular function: ubiquitin protein ligase activity. Bases 165 to 554 code for a protein of 129 amino acids. NCBI's taxonomy places the organism in Eukaryota, Metazoa, Chordata, Actinopteri, Pleuronectiformes, Pleuronectidae.
UUCCAACGUUUCCGUGAGUGCAUAACAAGACAAGCUCAGGCACGUCCGGGUAACCUCCUUAAGAGCCUGAGCCGAGCGAGCACUCGUCAGACACUUCACCCGCAGUCCGGCGACUGAACACUCGUCUUCCACGUCACCCUCCACAUUUACACUGAGGUUCCACCAUGUUCAACAGCGACGAGCGCGAAUGUGUGGUGUGCUGCCACGAGUUCUCCCGCAGCAACCGAAUCCCACGAGUCCUCCACUGCCGCCACACCUUCUGCAUCCUGUGCCUGGAGAAGCUGACCAGGCGGGAGAUCACCAUGCUGACCAUCCCCUGCCCUCUGUGCCGCUGGAUCACGUGCACCCCAGUCAGCCUGACCCUGUCCGACGCCCUGUACAUCAACACAGAAAUCUGGAGCCACAUCACCGAGGACGUGCAGCAGGAGAGGGAGGCUCCAUCGGUGGUUCUGAACGACGCAAAGACACAACUCAAGUCGAAGCUCUCUGAUUCGAGGCACUCGGGAUCCAUGUCUGCGCUCAAAAAGAUGCUGAGCUUUCUGAAGGGCUACUGACCCGCGAGGAGCAGCCUCUUCCCUCCUUGUGUUGAACUUGACGAAGCUGAAGAUGAGCCUCAUGUAGUCUUGCGCUCAGUGAACACAACAGAUACGUCUGUGUGGCCUGUGAGGAGCCGAGACCUGGACUUUAACUUCAAAGUUAGUUUUUAGUUUGUUGGGUUUUUUCUGUCUUGAACCUGAAACAAGAAGCACUUGCCUGUAAGUAAACAUGUCUUCUGUGAAUAAGUUGUAAAAUACAUUAAUUGUAAUUUGUAUGUAUUUAUUAUCUAAUGUAUAUAUGUGUAUAUAUAUAUAUAUAUAAUAAUAAUAUUCAGUGAAAUAUCAGUUAAUUAAUACUUAUUAGAUGCUGAUUUGUUUCCAGACCUCAUUCUGUAACAAAGAACAUAAUCCAGUGGCUAUAAGGUCCGACUGUGUUGGGGCCAUAUUGAAGGAAAAGUCAUUAACAGAAUAAAGUUGUAAUUUGAAAAAUACGACUGUAUUCUUCUGAUAUACAUUGCUACACUGAUAUAUUUCUAGAUUUGUAUUUUCUUAUUUUGUUUGUGUGGUUUUCAUAUAAGCCUUUACUGGUUUCUACCACAUUUAAUUUAUGUUUUGUAUUUAUGUUCAUUCUCAAAUUCUGAGAUUUAUUACCUUUUACAUGACGUUAUACUCUUGUAAUAUGGGAUACUGCGAUUGGUUAAAUAUUACACAAUAGAUUACAAUUAUUCUCUAGUUAUUUAUCUGUGUUUAGUAUUUGAUCCAAUGUUGUUGUUUUCCCCUUGUGGGGCGUUGAAGUGUCUUUGGCCAGGUGGUUUGUUAAAACUAUAGCGAGCAUUUCUAAAGUGUCAAGGGGAGAAAACAGGACAAAUAUUCAGCCCCACCCAAAUAAUAUACAUAAUAUAUAUAUUAAAAAAAGCUGUUAAAACUGGCCAUAUAUCAAUUUUAAUAAUGAGCAGGUCCUACACAAUCAGAUUCACAGAUAAUAGAUCUUUUUUUUCAGUCCACGUGUAACUUGAUUUUUCAUAUUUCAAGGAAAGGAGGGAAAAAGGGUAAAUGUUCUCUCUUUUUGAACUGUUUAAAACCAAAAGCUUUUCACGUCAUUCCUCAGGAUGGUGUUUCCACUCCUCUGUACUUCAUAAAUACAUUCAGCACUCAGUUGAUGCAGUUUAAAAAGAAACAAAACAGACAUGAUUAAUCCUGUCUAAACAAGGUCACUACAUUAACAGACUAUCACAUGUGCACUUAAAUUAACAUGUAUCCAUCACAGUUUUUACCACUUUUCUCUUAUUCCACAUCAUGGACGUUCCUCUUCCUACCUCUCACCGACAAAACAUAAUUUAAUAAACAUAGUAAAAGACAUUUGUGAGUAAACAGAUGUGAGUAAAAGGUACAGUCAUGAUUAUAUUUGCUAAAAACAUGGGGCCUCGCUGAUUAGUGGGACAACUUCGUAACGAGGGCUGGUGACGGUCGCCGUCAGCCUCAGUGAACACAACAGAUACGUCUGUGUGGCCUGUGAGGAGCCCAGACCGAGACUUUUGCUUCAAACUUAGUUUUUAGUUUGUUGGGUUUUUUCUGUCUUGAACCUGAAACAAGAAGCACUUGCCUGUAAGUAAACAUGUCUUCUGUGAAUAAGUUGUAAAAUACAUUAAUUGUAAUUUGUAUGUAUUUAUUAUCUAAUGUAUAUAUGUAUAUAUAUAUAUAUAUAGAAUAAUAAUAUUCAGUGAAAUAUCAGUUAAUUAAUACUUAUUAGAUGCUGAUUUGUUUCCAGACCUCAUUCUGUAACAAAGAACAUAAUCCAGUGGCUAUAAGGUCCGACUGUGUUGGGGCCAUAUUGAAGGAAAAGUCAUUAACAGAAUAAAGUUGUAAUUUGAAAAAUA